Molecule: messenger RNA, 1758 nt
Organism: Salvelinus sp. IW2-2015
Lineage: Eukaryota; Metazoa; Chordata; Actinopteri; Salmoniformes; Salmonidae
Gene: pus3
Product: pseudouridylate synthase 3
Biological process (GO): mRNA pseudouridine synthesis; tRNA pseudouridine synthesis
Cellular component (GO): nucleus; cytoplasm
Molecular function (GO): pseudouridine synthase activity; RNA binding
Source: RefSeq, a predicted model, not a curated record
GAAUUUGCGUCUGAUUCAGAACGAACUGAAGCGUUAAUUCCGAGGUUGAGGCACGAGUUGAAGCAUGCAUUGUAACGUUUUACGAAAGUGUCUUGAUAGGGAAUGAUAACCUUACUCAUCAAAGCUACACGUCAAAGUAAAGAUAAGUUAUUUUGCCGUUUGCAAAGCAACAUGUCUGAGGAAUUACUACAGAGAGUGAGAGACCUGGAAGGAGAGGUGGGGAGACUGAAAGCACAGCUGAGAGAGAAGGUCAAGGAAGGAACUGGGGAUGAGAUGGCGGUGUCAACCAACUCUGAUGGAAAGAAGGAUACCAGCAAGCCUGAUGCUGGUGGCAGGAAAAAGGGCAAAAGAGUGAGUCGGGACCGACCGUUUGAUUUCUCUGCCCAUCCUCGGCGCCAUGUUGCGCUACGCUUAGCCUACCUGGGCUGGGCCUAUCAGGGCUUUGCUGUCCAGGAGAACACAGACAACACUGUGGAAGCCCGGCUCUUCGAGGCUCUUCUGAAGACUCGACUGAUCCAGGAUCGCCAGAGUUCUAACUAUCACCGUUGUGGCCGCACUGACAAAGGAGUCAGUGCCUUUUCCCAGGUCAUGUCCAUAGACUUGCGCUCCACUCAGUUUUGUGAAGGCCUAGGAGUGACUCUCCCGUCCAAUGUCGACGCUGGUGUCAAGAACAAAGUGGACGUGGCGGAGCUACCUUAUGUGAAGAUGCUGAACAGAGUCCUGCCCCAGGACAUCAGGAUUCUCGACUGGUCACCUGCUCCGCAGGGCUUCAGUGCGCGCUUCGACUGUCAGUCUAGAACCUACCGGUACUACUUCCCACGCGGGGCUCUGGAUGUGACGUUYAUGGCAGAGGCUGCCAAACGCUACGAGGGCACUCACGACUUCCGCAACCUCUGCAAGAUGGACGUGGGCAACGGUGUGCUGCAGUUCCAGAGGACCAUCCUGUCUGCCACGGUCCAGCCUGUCCAUCAAACUCCCCCUACUGCGCCCACUACCACAGACCCAUACGACCUCUUCAUAUUUGAGAUCAAAGGACUGGCCUUCCUCUAUCACCAGGUGCGGUGCAUAAUGGCAGUGCUGCUGCUGAUUGGCCAGAAGCUGGAGCCCCCAGAGAUAGUGGAUCAACUCUUGGAUGUGAAGAAGAAUCCCAGGAAACCCCAAUACAGCAUGGCGGUGGACUUUCCCCUGGUGCUGUUCGACUGCCAUUUUGAGGGGUUGAGCUGGCGCAGGGAGGCUGAGGAGUUGGAACACGCCCUUGCCACGCUGCAGCAACACUGGACCCAGACAGCAGUCAAGACCCAGGUCAUCCACGGCAUGAUCCAAGGCCUAGACAGCACAGGUGGGYCCUCCUCUCCCCAUUGCUGGCUGAUGGAAGGUACCAAACAGCGGACCUAUCGGCCCUUGCUUGAGCGUCCARGCUGCGAGAGCCUGGAGUCCAGGAUAGAACACUUUGUUAAAAGAGGCAGGCUUGAACGAGAAGAAGGGGAAAAUGGUGGCGAAACGGUACACAAGGGCAAAAGGUCAAAGCACUUGCACAAUACCUCCAUUUCGUCUGUCCUCCCCGAUGUGUCGCCGUCCUUCUGACCCCAGGGCCAAUCAGAAACCACAAGAUUGACACCUGCUCGAGAAAUUGGACUAAUCAUAUAAUAUUGACUGAAUUCUUAAUGCUGUUAUUUUACUUUUUAGAUUUUUUUUAAUGGAAUAGAGAAACAAUUGUAGGUUUUUGUUAUUCUCUGGAAUAAAUCUAUUUGAGAUUCA